Molecule: messenger RNA, 1683 nt
Organism: Osmia lignaria (orchard mason bee)
Lineage: Eukaryota; Metazoa; Arthropoda; Insecta; Hymenoptera; Megachilidae
Gene: mTerf5
Product: mitochondrial transcription termination factor 5
Biological process (GO): regulation of DNA-templated transcription
Molecular function (GO): double-stranded DNA binding
Source: RefSeq, a predicted model, not a curated record
UUAUUUUAAUCAAUUGAACAUGAGAAAAGAUGUUUAAAUUGUUAUCUCCAAGGAAAUUUAUUCAAACGUGUCUUGGAAAUCAGUUUUCAUUCUUAUCAACUCAAGCAAAUGAUGACAAUGUGUUAAUUACACAUUUAAAUAUUGACCGUGAUGCUAUAAAAAGGAUAAAUCAAUCUAAUAAAAAUAAUAUUUCUAAGAUACCAAAAGAAAAACUUAUUCAAAACUGCAUGACAAUAAAAGAAUUAGAUGUGAAUUUAACUGAGAUUCAAUAUUUAGGAAGUUGUUUAGUACUUCAUCCUACAAUUGUAAAAAGUAGGAUUUUAUUGCUUAAAGAGAUGGGGGUAAAAGAUCUUGGUUUACAUCACAUUCACAGGUUUCCAUCAUCAAUGCGCAGAUCAGUGAAACAAUUUAAAAAAAUUCACAGUAUUUCACCCAAAGAAAAUAUUAUGCAAAAUAUAAUUAAUAAUAUAGGUUUAACAAUUGAUGAAAGCAGCUUAAAUAAAUUUGACCACAGUAUGAAAACAAGUAACUUUUAUGCAUUAUGUAUGGCAUAUUAUAAAACAUUUUAUCUUCAAUUAUAUAAUAAAGCAUUUUAUGAAAAUAAAAGGCAGAAGUAUCAAAGCUUUCAAGAACUUGGAGAAUUAUUAAACAUAUUUCAGACUAAAUAUCAUUUUGAUCACAAGUUUUUAAGUACGUAUCCCUAUUUGCUCAGCCAGGAUAAAAAUAAUAUUGAACAGUUUUUAACUGAGUUUAAAGAUACGAAUAUUGUAAAUAACAAAAGCAUAAUUGAAAUAGCUAGGGAACAUCCUCGUAUCUUGUGUUAUCCUACAGCCAAGGUGAAAGAAUUAUUAAUUUUUUGUAAAAAAUUGGAUAUACCAGUUCAGUCGAUCAUUUCUUACAUAUGUACUUUAAGAUUGGAGAAGGGAGUAUUUUUGGACAGGUACAUAAAUAUACUAAAUAAUUAUGAAUUAAGUAUAUGGUCAAAGCAUCCGCGUAUGUUGAACUUGAUUUAUUUUUACAAUAAGGCUAUAACUAGAAUAGAAUAUCUUAAACUUUGUAAUCGUAUGAGUACAGCAAACGUUCAUACAUUCUUGUCUCAUGGACAAUUUUUCAUGAGAUACGUACGAGGUGAUCUAUGUCAUAUGGCUAAUAGGAAGUUCUUGUUGUAUAUAUUGUGUAAAGAAUUAGGAAAAGAUAAAGCAUCGUUAAUAAAUCGCGUUGCAAAGCACAAACAUUGGAAAAAUGUGUCAUUAUUGGUCAUAGUAAAAACAAUAGAAUAUUUGAAAACGCAUUAUUCGCUAGAAGAUAUAUGCAAAAAUAUCCAUAUUGUGCUUUAUCCGGAGUCUAGAAUUAGCGAGGCAACGAAUAUAAUUAACGAAGAAUUUACUCUAGAAAAAGGAUACCAUUUUACUUCUAGUCAACGCUUAGCGUUAUGUUUGUACAUUAUAGAAAAGAAAUAUCAUUUUAACGGAGAUGCGGUCUGGCAAGGAAUCGAUACUCAAGUAUCAGUUUUCGAAAAUUUAGAAAAAGACGAAUACGAAAUUUUCAUUGAGAAUCUAGCCACUAAUAAUAAAGCACUCCACGAUUUAAACGGAAUAGCGUGGCUCGAGUAUCUCCUACAAUAGAAUAAAAUGUUUAGACAGAUUACAUAUUUUGUUGUUUGGAAUAAAACUUUUUAUAAAA